GGCUCAGCCACAAGAUUCACAGGAUCUCAGACGCAGCCUAGGUAUAGGUGGCAGCAGGAUGUCGGACACCGAGGAGCAGGAAUAUGAGGAGGAGCAGCCGGAAGAGGAGGCUGCGGAGGAGGAGGAGGAAGCCCCGGAGGAGCCGGAGCCAGCGGCAGAGCCAGAAGAGGAGCGCCCCAAACCAAGCCGCCCCGUGGUGCCUCCUUUGAUCCCACCAAAGAUCCCAGAAGGGGAGCGCGUGGACUUUGAUGACAUCCACCGCAAGCGCAUGGAGAAAGACCUGCUGGAGCUGCAGACGCUCAUCGACGUGCAUUUCGAGCAGCGGAAGAAGGAGGAAGAGGAGCUGAUCGCCUUGAAAGAGCGCAUUGAGCGGCGCCGGUCGGAGAGGGCGGAGCAACAGCGCUUCAGAACUGAGAAGGAACGCGAACGUCAGGCUAAGCUGGCGGAGGAGAAGAUGAGGAAGGAAGAGGAAGAGGCCAAGAAGCGGGCAGAGGAUGACGCCAAGAAAAAGAAGGUGCUGUCCAACAUGGGGGCCCAUUUCGGCGGCUACCUGGUCAAGGCAGAACAGAAGCGUGGUAAGCGGCAGACGGGGCGGGAGAUGAAGCUCAGGAUUCUCUCUGAGCGUAAGAAGCCUCUGGACAUCGACUACAUGGGGGAGGAGCAGCUCCGGGAGAAAGCCCAGGAGCUGUCGAACUGGAUCCACCAGCUGGAGUCUGAGAAGUUCGACCUGAUGGCGAAGCUGAAGCAGCAGAAAUAUGAGAUCAACGUGCUGUACAACCGCAUCAGCCACGCCCAGAAGUUCCGGAAGGGGGCAGGGAAGGGCCGCGUUGGAGGCCGCUGGAAGUGAGGAUGCCACCGGGACAGUGGCCCGCCCUGAGGCACCCGGGAAGCCUGGGAGUCUUUGUCCCAUGGGUAGCUUGAAAUAAACGCUCUCCUCAGACA
Messenger RNA from Callithrix jacchus (white-tufted-ear marmoset), 942 nucleotides. It is a transcript of the gene TNNT1, whose product is annotated as troponin T1, slow skeletal type. Gene Ontology annotation, cellular component: troponin complex. The record is from RefSeq and is a predicted model, not a curated record. Gene Ontology annotation, biological process: regulation of muscle contraction; sarcomere organization; slow-twitch skeletal muscle fiber contraction. NCBI's taxonomy places the organism in Eukaryota, Metazoa, Chordata, Mammalia, Primates, Cebidae. Gene Ontology annotation, molecular function: troponin T binding; tropomyosin binding.